AUGCGAAAGGCUGAGGAAGCCGGAAAGGGAAUAGCAUGGAGUGAAAGACCGUGGUGGUUGAAAAGCGGGCUGCUGAAGCGCGGGCUGGUGAAGCGCGGGCUGAUGAAGCGCGGGCUGAUGAAGCGCGGACUGAUGAAGCGCGGGCUGGUGAAGCGCGGGCUGGUGAAGCGCGGGCUGGUGAAGCGCGGGCUGGUGAAGCGCGGGAUGGUGAAGAGCAGCCAAGUGGAUGGCGCCCCCUGCCCGUCGGGCCGCCCGCCCGCGCGCCGGCCCGCCGCGCCGUCCGCGUCGCCCGCGCGCGCCGCCGACGCCGCCUCAGGCCCCUCUCCCGACGCUGGCGGGGCGCCCGCCGCCGCUCCACCACCGCUGCCGCCCGCUCGCACCGCCCACGGAAUUUGGGACCAGGCUGUGCUGCGCCCGCGUCGCGGCGGCGGCGCGUCCGGCAGCGGCGGCGGCAGCGGCGCCGGCGGCAGCCGGCGGCGGCCCGCACCACCCGCCGCACCCUCUGCCGCCGCACUACCCUCUGCUGCUGCAGCCACACCACCGGGCGCGGAGGCGGCCCCGCAGCAGCCCGCGCCGCAGCCGCCGCACCCCGGGGCCCGUGGCGGCGGCGGGCCCGGCCCCGUCCCCGGCCCCGGCCCCGUGCCUCUGCCCGUGGGGCCCGUCCCGCUGGCGCCCGUGGGCGCGCUGGGCGGGCUGGGCGCCCUGGGCGGCUGCGGGGUGACGUCCGCGCCCUUCCUGCUGGCUUCGGAGCUGCGGCUGGGCGGCGGAGGCCGCUGCGUCGACUCGCUGCUCGACAUCACGGCCAAGAUCGUCGCCGAGAACAUCCCCUUCCAGCGCAUCGAGGAGCGCUACGACCGCAUCCCCGAGCCAGUGCAAAGACGCAUCAUCUACUGGUCGUUUCCUAGAGACGAACGCGACAUCUGCAUGUAUUCGUCCCUUUCGCGAGUGCCUCCAGUGAACGCGAGUGGUGAACAUCAAAACCUAUCGUUUUACAAAGGAUUAAAGCUGCUGGAAACCGGAUGUGUGGAUAACGUUCUCCAAGUCGGAAGUUUGCCAGGAAUGGGAAGGAAGCAGUUCUACGGACAUCCUGGGCCGGCGAAGUGGGCUGUAUGGGUCCUGCAAGAGAGAGAAAUUUCGUCUUUAAUUGCCUUGACUGGCUUACGUUUAGACACGCUGGCAAUUGUGUACUCCGGUGUUCAUAGCGAUGUUGAAGCCACGGCCACAACACAUACCUUUGCGCAUUUCAUAGAAAGCACUCUUUGUCAACUUUCUGGUGCUUACGGUUAUGAAUACGUUUCGUGGAUCAGACAACGACUUCGUUUAUUUUCUGUUGGACGAGGUGUGGAUCAGGGAUCAGCUGUGUACAAUGUUGCUCUCGUCAGAUUUGUGCCAGUGUUGCAGGAAGGGUUUUCCGGCCGCCUUCCCGUGUAA
Gryllus bimaculatus (two-spotted cricket) is the source of this 1431-nucleotide messenger RNA. NCBI's taxonomy places the organism in Eukaryota, Metazoa, Arthropoda, Insecta, Orthoptera, Gryllidae. The record is from the annotation of a GenBank genome assembly.